Messenger RNA from Diabrotica balteata, 240 nucleotides. NCBI's taxonomy places the organism in Eukaryota, Metazoa, Arthropoda, Insecta, Coleoptera, Chrysomelidae. The record is from the annotation of a GenBank genome assembly.
AUGAUGAUUGAACUUCAAGAAUAUGGAAAAGGUGCCGUUAACGAAUUAAAAAAAUCGACCAAACAUGCUGUGCGUUGUUCAUGUAGCAAACAUAUUUUGAAUACUUCCAUUACAAGCCCCUCAAAACUUAUAUCAUGUCAUAAUGCUUCAGGAACUAUGAGAAAAGUUAUAACUUUUGCUAACGCCUCUCCCAAACGACAUGAUGUUUUUAAGAAGGAACUGGGGCCUGAAGGACAAUAA